Messenger RNA from Mycena citricolor, 2340 nucleotides. The record is from the annotation of a GenBank genome assembly. Lineage: Eukaryota; Fungi; Basidiomycota; Agaricomycetes; Agaricales; Mycenaceae.
UGAGCCCUUCACGAGUAAAUACCUAUCUCGAGAAAUAUCACAACCAUUUACAAUGAGACAAAAACCAGUAUAUUCAUGACACUCUGGAUCCUUCGACGAAUCUCAGGCUUCUAACAUGUUAAACCAAACGAAUUUCGAUGGCUUGGCGAGUUUCGCCGAAAUUCUUCCGUGCGGAUCACAGGGCCGAUGGACCACGUCAGAUCCACGUCCCUCUUUCCCCGCUCUGGAGAUUGUCCGUGCUCUCUGGGCUUAUGAUUACGACCAUAUAAGAGUUUCAUAACCGCUCGCGUCUUGAACUUUGUUACCAGCUUCAUCAUGUCAUCGAUCGCGCAGGCCUCUGCAAUCGAGCUGCACACGAUCCCCUCGCAGACGGCCGAGGGGAACCUCAAGACGAUCAAUCACAGUGUGGGUAUGGAGGAGGUGCACAAGCAGGCGGAUAGUGCUCCGGAGAGAGCGGAAAGCACUCCCCGGUCUAAAGAGCAUGUACUGCGUGAGCGCAUCCAGUUGUUCGCCCUGUAUUGGUGGUAAGAGAAUUGGAUGCUCCUUCCAGAUAAGCAGCUGACCCGAAACUCUGCAGUAUGGUAGCCGCUGGGUGGAACGAUGGUACGCUUGCGUUUCUCCGGCAACAGCUCAAUGGACUUUGUCUCCAGGCUCCUCUGGGCCUUUAAUUCCGCGAAUUCAGCAAGUGUACCAUGUCAGUAUCCCAGCUGUUGAGAUCCACUCUCUGACGCUGAUUUACUAAUCUAGGUUGGCUUCGCCGUCGUUUCCUUGAUUUUCGUUUGCGCCUGUGUUGUGCGUCUGCUCUGGCCGGUGUAACUCUCCGUUGAUCUCCGCAUCAGGGCUUUGUGGGAGGUGCACUGGUCAAUGUACCUAUGACUGACCGCUUAGGGUUUGGCAAGGUGGGUUGGUCCCUUUAACUCUCCCCUUCCAUUAUGCUGAAGUCCAACCGCGCAGAUGAUCGCCCUUGGUUUGUCUGCAGAGUAUUCGAUGCGAUGAUAAAGGCUCAAGUGAUGAUGGGUGCCAGGCUCCGUCUUCCAGGUCGUCGCAUAUGCGAUCCAGUCCGCUGCACCACCCUUCCCCGCGUUCCUGAUCUCCUUUCCUAUCAAUGGAAUAGGGAUGGCGAUCCAGGUAGAAAGCUCUACAUGCCCCCAUUUUUCUUUCGCUCAUCCUUUGAAAGGACGCCCAAGCCAAUGGCUACAUCGCGAGCUUGACGAACAGCCCCGAAAUCAAAAUGGGUUUACUCCACGGCGCGUAUGGGGCUGGCGCGCUGGCGUCUCCGCUAGUGGCGACGCAGUUCGCCCACCUUCAGCACUGGUCGUUCCACUAUCUCUGCUCGCUCGGCAUUGCGGUCAUCAACACCAUCUUGCUCGUCUGCGUCUUCCGGUUCAAGUCUCAAGACGGUGCGCUCACUGUUCCAUCGCAGCACCGCCGACGUCGCUGACCAUUCACCUACGAAAAGAAUGUCUUGCGUCAGUGGGCGAGGCCGCAGGCGAAUCGGGCACCAGCGAGCACAGCACGUUCCGGCAAAUCAUGACGAUGAAAACAGUGCACCUGAUCGCGGCCUUUAUCCUUAUAUAUGUCGGCGUGGAGGUCACCAUCGGCGGGUGGAUUGUCACGUACAUCAUCGAGGUCAGAGGGGGAGGCAGGUCUUCGGGUUACGUCUCCGCCGGGUUCUUCGGUGGUCUGAUGCUUGGCCGGAUUGGGCUGUUGUGGUUGAAUCAAAAGGUGGGAGAAAGACGGGUCAUCUUCAUCUACUCCAUUCUCGCCGUCGCACUUGAGCUAGUCGUAUGGCUUGUGCCAUCUCUGAUCGGCGACGCCGUCGCAGUCUCUAUUGUUGGAGUCCUCCUGGGACCCAUCUAUCCCCUGACUAUGAACCACACCGGGCGCGUCCUCCCUGGAUGGCUUCUCACCGGUUCCAUCGGCUACAUUGCCGGGUUGGGUCAGGCGGGUAGUGCUAUCUUCCCCUUCAUGACUGGAGCGAUCUCCUCCCGAGCAGGCAUCAAGGCCUUGCAGCCAGUGUUGAUUUCGAUGAUGGUUGUAAUGAUCAUCCUUUGGGCCUUGAUUUCUCGGCCGUCCCGAAAGAUAGACUAGAUCAUAUUAGUCUACGGAGUGCUGCUUAACCUUCCUGUCGAUUUUUCUCACAAUGGACAUCGUUGCUAUCUCGGAUUCGGAAGGGAGCUGUAGAGACGUGCAAGUAGUGCAAGGCAGUGUGUAUAUGACGUCACGCGCCGAGAAAAUCACGUGCGUUAAUUCAGUCGCUGGCUUUCACUGCCUCGCUUCUACUCAAACGCUCUUCAUAUCACAAGCAGGUGAGUUAAUAACUCAUAGGGCAUCCCUAAA